Yarrowia lipolytica CLIB122 is the source of this 1497-nucleotide messenger RNA. RefSeq lists its product as uncharacterized. Gene Ontology annotation, molecular function: NADP binding; glucose-6-phosphate dehydrogenase activity. Gene Ontology annotation, cellular component: cytosol. NCBI's taxonomy places the organism in Eukaryota, Fungi, Ascomycota, Dipodascomycetes, Dipodascales. The record is from RefSeq and is a predicted model, not a curated record. Gene Ontology annotation, biological process: pentose-phosphate shunt, oxidative branch; glucose metabolic process.
AUGACUGGCACCUUACCCAAGUUCGGCGACGGAACCACCAUUGUGGUUCUUGGAGCCUCCGGCGACCUCGCUAAGAAGAAGACCUUCCCCGCCCUCUUCGGCCUUUACCGAAACGGCCUGCUGCCCAAAAAUGUUGAAAUCAUCGGCUACGCACGGUCGAAAAUGACUCAGGAGGAGUACCACGAGCGAAUCAGCCACUACUUCAAGACCCCCGACGACCAGUCCAAGGAGCAGGCCAAGAAGUUCCUUGAGAACACCUGCUACGUCCAGGGCCCUUACGACGGUGCCGAGGGCUACCAGCGACUGAAUGAAAAGAUUGAGGAGUUUGAGAAGAAGAAGCCCGAGCCCCACUACCGUCUUUUCUACCUGGCUCUGCCCCCCAGCGUCUUCCUUGAGGCUGCCAACGGUCUGAAGAAGUAUGUCUACCCCGGCGAGGGCAAGGCCCGAAUCAUCAUCGAGAAGCCCUUUGGCCACGACCUGGCCUCGUCACGAGAGCUCCAGGACGGCCUUGCUCCUCUCUGGAAGGAGUCUGAGAUCUUCCGAAUCGACCACUACCUCGGAAAGGAGAUGGUCAAGAACCUCAACAUUCUGCGAUUUGGCAACCAGUUCCUGUCCGCCGUGUGGGACAAGAACACCAUUUCCAACGUCCAGAUCUCCUUCAAGGAGCCCUUUGGCACUGAGGGCCGAGGUGGAUACUUCAACGACAUUGGAAUCAUCCGAGACGUUAUUCAGAACCAUCUGUUGCAGGUUCUGUCCAUUCUAGCCAUGGAGCGACCCGUCACUUUCGGCGCCGAGGACAUUCGAGAUGAGAAGGUCAAGGUGCUCCGAUGUGUCGACAUUCUCAACAUUGACGACGUCAUUCUCGGCCAGUACGGCCCCUCUGAAGACGGAAAGAAGCCCGGAUACACCGAUGACGAUGGCGUUCCCGAUGACUCCCGAGCUGUGACCUUUGCUGCUCUCCAUCUCCAGAUCCACAACGACAGAUGGGAGGGUGUUCCUUUCAUCCUCCGAGCCGGUAAGGCUCUGGACGAGGGCAAGGUCGAGAUCCGAGUGCAGUUCCGAGACGUGACCAAGGGCGUUGUGGACCAUCUGCCUCGAAAUGAGCUCGUCAUCCGAAUCCAGCCCUCCGAGUCCAUCUACAUGAAGAUGAACUCCAAGCUGCCUGGCCUUACUGCCAAGAACAUUGUCACCGACCUGGAUCUGACCUACAACCGACGAUACUCGGACGUGCGAAUCCCUGAGGCUUACGAGUCUCUCAUUCUGGACUGCCUCAAGGGUGACCACACCAACUUUGUGCGAAACGACGAGCUGGACAUUUCCUGGAAGAUUUUCACCGAUCUGCUGCACAAGAUUGACGAGGACAAGAGCAUUGUGCCCGAGAAGUACGCCUACGGCUCUCGUGGCCCCGAGCGACUCAAGCAGUGGCUCCGAGACCGAGGCUACGUGCGAAACGGCACCGAGCUGUACCAAUGGCCUGUCACCAAGGGCUCCUCGUGA